Messenger RNA from Phoenix dactylifera (date palm), 4160 nucleotides. The record is from RefSeq and is a predicted model, not a curated record. NCBI's taxonomy places the organism in Eukaryota, Viridiplantae, Streptophyta, Magnoliopsida, Arecales, Arecaceae.
UAAAAAUAAAAAAAUGCAGAUUUCCUCCUCUGCUUCUCGGACAAAAAUCCUCCGAUCCCUCCUUCCUUCCAACCUCGCCAUCCUCCGAACGCUCGCCGCUGCUGCUCACGGCGGCACCUCCACCUCCACUUACCGUGCCCACCACCACCACCCCACCAGCUCCUCUGCCUUCGGCGCCGAUGACCUCUCCUCCGACGUCGAGAAGCUCUACCGGAUCCUCCGCAAGUUCCAUUCCCGACCACCCAAGCUCGCCCUCGCCCUCGGCGACUCCGGCGUCCCCCUCCGCCCGGGCCUCGUCGAGCGCGUCAUCGCCCGCUGCGGCGACGCCGGGACGCUCGCCUUCCGGUUUUUCUCAUGGGCCUCCCGCUGCCCCGACUACUUUCCCUCCCCCACUGCCCACCGCGCUAUGGUUAAAUCCCUCGCUAAAAUGCGCCAUUUCGGCGCCGCCUGGGCCCUUGUCGACGAGAUGCGCCGCGAGGCUCCCGACCUCGUGACCCCCGAUAUCUUCGUCGCCUUUAUCCGCCGCUUCGCUGCCGCCCGGCUCGUCUCCAAAGCUAUCGAGGUGCUCGACGAAAUGCCCAAGUACGGUUGUGAGCCCGACGACUAUGUCUUCGGGUGCUUAUUGGACGCCCUCUGUAAGAAUGGCAGCGUGAAGGAGGCAGCUUUGCUGUUCGAAGACUUAAAGGAGAGAUUUUCCCCCAAUCUGAAGCACUUCACAUCGCUCCUUUACGGCUGGUGCAAGCUUGGGAAGCUCAUCGAGGCCAAAUUUGUAUUGGUUCAGAUGCGUCAGGCUGGCUUUGAGCCUGAUAACGUGGUGUACAACACUUUGCUCGGUGGGUUCGCAGCAGCCGGGAAGAUCGAGGAUGGAUAUGAGCUCCUGAGAGAGAUGAGGAGGCAGGGGUGUGAGCCGAAUGCCAUUUCGUACACUACUCUGAUCCAGGCUUUCUGCUCGAGGGACCGGAUGGAUGAGGCGAUGAGAGUGUUUGUUGAAAUGACAAGGAAUGGUUGUGCCGCUGAUGCCGUGACUUUUAACACUCUGAUCAGUGGUUUCUGUAAGUCGGGAAAGAUCAGUAGGGGGUAUGAAUUCAUCGAUGCGAUGGUUCAGCAGGGCUGUAAGCCAGACCCAAGCACCUAUUUCUCCAUCUUCGCAGCACAUGAGAAGAAGGAAGAGUUGGAGGAGUGUUUGGAGCUCAUGGAAAGUAUGUCAAAAGGUGGCAUCCUUCCUGAUCUUGGUAUCUAUAAUACAGUGAUUCGCUUGGCGUGCAAGCUCGGGGAGCUGAGUCAAGCAAUCACUAUUUGGAAUGAGAUGGAAUCUAGCAGGCUGAGUCCAGGGCUUGAUACAUUUGUUAUUAUGGUGCAUGGGUUUAUCAAGCAAGGAUCAUUGAUCGAGGCCUGCGGGUACUUCAAGGAGAUGGUGGGAAGAGGGCUUUUCGCCACACCUCAGUAUGGUAUUCUUAAGGACCUGCUGAAUGCACUGCUGAGAGCCGAGAAGCUCGAAAUGGCCAAAGAAGUGUGGGGAUGCAUUGUGAGCAAAGGCUGUGAGCUCAAUGUGUAUGCUUGGACUAUUUGGAUCCAUGCGCUGUACUCUAAUAAACAUGUUAAGGAGGCUUGCUCAUACUUUUUGGAUAUGCUGGAUGCUGGUCUCAUGCCACAGCCAGACACAUUUGCAAAGCUACUGAAGGGCUUAAAGAAGCUUUAUAAUAGGCACAUCGCAGCGGAGAUAACGGAGAAGGUGAGGAAGAUGGCAGAGGAGAGGCAUGUCACCUUCAAGAUGUACAAGAGGCGCGGCGUGAGAUUGCUGGAAGAGAAAGUGAAAGCUAAGGCCAAGAGGAACAAGAGGAAGGGAAGGGAAUUACAUAACCAUAAGUGUGGCAUCUCUCCUUCUUCUUCUUCUUCUUCUUCCGAUCCUCUUUCUUCUUCGUGCCUUCGGGACCUCGUCCGCUCCUCCCCACCGAUCCCUCGCCUCUGCUCUCCCUUCUCCUCCCGGCGGAGGCGGCGAGGGGAGGGAGAGGAGGGCCGGGCGAAAGAGGAGGACGAUGUGUUGGGCGGCGUGUUCGUGUUCGGGAGGGACCCCACGCGGCCGCCGAGGCUGUUCGUGGUCCAGCCCCGCCUCCGCCCGGACUCCGUCCUCCAGUGGAAGCUCUCGGAGGCUCUCAACCUCGCCAACUCCCUCGAGGAGCCGCGGGAUGGGUUCUACGCGGAGGAUUUCGAGUCCAAGGAACUGCCGCCGCAUCUCGUCGUGCAGAACCCGGCUCGGCGCGCCCCGAGGGUAAGGAAUGAAAUAGAUGCAAUUUUUGUUAAUGCAAUUCUUUCUGGGAUUCAGCAGCGAAAUUUGGAGUUUGCUUGGAAAAAGCCGGUUUUAGAUCGUGUUGGCCUUAUAAUACAGAUAUUCAAUGCUCAUGCUGAAACAAAGGAAGCAAAACUACAGUCUGAGUUAGCAGCUCUCAUGUACAUGAAGACAAGGCUUGUACGUGUUAGAGGUCCUGGCGGACGGCUUGUUUUCGGAGCAAGUGGAGAAGCCGAAGUUGUUAGUGCCCGAGGGAGAGGAAGUGGGGGACGUGGUUUCAUAAGUGGUGCUGGAGAAACUGAACUUCACCUUCAACGUCGGAGAAUUCAAGAAAAACAAAAUCAUCUACUAUCUCAAAUUGAAGAGGUUCGACGAACUCGAGCUUUGCAACGUUCUGCUCGGAAAAGGCAUGGGAGUUCAUAUGGUCGGGGCCUAGAAACUGUUGCUGUUGUUGGAUAUACAAAUGCUGGUAAAUCCACCUUAGUCGGUGCUCUUUCGGAAAGUGAUCUGUACAGUGAUGAUCGAUUAUUUGCGACAGUGGAUCCUCGAUUAAGAAGUGUAAUACUUCCAUCAGGGAAGAAGGCACUUCUUAGUGACACUGUAGGCUUUAUCUCAGAUUUGCCUGUACAGUUGGUUGAAGCCUUUCAUGCAACUCUGGAAGAAGUGGUCGAGGCAGACUUGUUAGUGCACGUUUUAGACUCCAGUGCACCUGAUCUUGAUGAGCAGCGCUUAACCGUACUGCAAGUACUGCAACAGAUUGGAGUGUCAGAGGAAAAGAUUCAGAAUAUGAUUGAAGUUUGGAACAAAAUUGAUCUUGUGGACAAGAACAUUGGAGCUGGUGAAUUUCUAGGCCAAGAUGAUUGUCUAGGGGAAGGUGAAGAGCAAGAAGAUGGGGAAUUUUCAGAAGCAGAGAAUGAUAUGGCAUCUGAGUUGCCAUCUGGUGAGCCUAUAAAUGAGGAUGACAUGGUCUCUGAGUUGUCACAGGAAGAGAAUCAGGAAAAUGUUGAUGAUAUGACACCUGAGUUAUCUGAUGAGCCCAUAGACGAAGAUGACAUGGCUUCUGAGCUGUCAGCAGAAGAGGGUCUGCAAGAUCUUGAUGAACAAGAGGCCGAGUCGCCAGUAGACUGGAAAAUGACAGGUCCUGCAAUACGUAAUGAAUCCAAGAAUCCCAACUGUGUGCAAACUUCUGCGGUGAUGGGAAUUGGCUUGCAAGAGUUACUGAACCUCAUUGAUGAGAAGUUGAAUACACAGAAACCAUCUCCACAAGAGAAAAUUGGACCUUAUGAUAGGAAAUGGAGACCUUACGCUGCGGAUGGUGAGAAAGCAGCUGAACAAUAGCUGUAUCAAAGAUCUUAUGAAAACUUCCACAGACUCGUUGCAACUUGGUGUCACAAAGCCUAUAGCCUGGAUUUUUCUCCGAUCCAAAGUUGAGUCCUCUUUAAUCUUCUUGAUUAGCGGACCAGUGCCAAAAUGAUCAUGGUGCGUAUAUCAGGGGAUUACUUUUCUCAAGAAGCUGUUUAGUUGACUUUCUUGACAAUAACUUGCUAACAAGGAAAUGGAGCACCAGUACUGUUCAGUUCUUAUGGAAGGACUUCAUACUCAUUCUUGUGAGUAACAAGAUAUUGUACGCCAUCCUGACUAUGCUGAGUAUCAGCGCUAGCCUGCUAGGUUUUCGAAGUUGGCAGUCAUUAGAGUAUGUUGUUGCAGUAAUAAUCUGGUUUUUCCCCCAGUACACUAAGAAAAAUUUGUCUGUCCACACAUAGUAUAUAUAUAUAUAGCUGUUUUAUGUGGAUCCUGAAAUGUUAUGUGGCUCUUUUAUUUUGAAGUGCAAGUUUUCGGCAAGAAAGACUGCUAGCUCUGCCCAUUUCUUUUG